ACAAGACCCAGGCUUUGAGUCUUAUUACAGUUGAAACUAGGAGGGACAUCAUCAGCAGGACACUCUGAGGAUUUAAACAUCACUUUUCAGCACUAUACAGUCUUAUUGUCAUAUAACCUAUACAAAAAAGUUUUCGGCAACCAUGGGGCAUGCCACAAGGAUGUCCCUAAUUUUGGGAUGUCUCUUAUUUAUUGGCCCAUGGAUUAUUCACGGUGAACACCCCUUACCCUCGAUAUUUCCUGAAAAGGAGGACAUGGUGGUGGCGCUGCACACUUCCUUCAGCCUGAAAUGUACUGGAGAAAGCGAAGUGAGCUGGCACUACCCGGAACUUGACGACGACGACAUCGACAACAUAGAAAUCCGCAGUGAAGAAAACAACAGUGGCCUGUUUAUGUCUGUGCUGGAAGUCCACAAUGCCUCUGUCUAUCACACAGGCCUGUAUACCUGCUACCACAACCACACUCAGACGGAGGAGAACGACAUCGAAGGCACAGAUAUAUACGUCUAUGUUCCAGAUCCUACAGUGGCGUUUGUCCCCUCCAUGAUGCUCGAGCACAUCAUUGUGGUAGAAGAAGAGGAAAUGUCCACAAUCCCAUGCCGUACCACCAAUCCCGCAAGCCAGGUGACAUUAAAGCACGUGGAAGCCGCCAAGACAGUCAAUGCCUUUUACGACAGCAAGCAAGGAUUUUUCAGUAACUUUGCAUCCGGCUCCUACGUCUGUGAAACCGUGGUCAAUGGCGUGGUCUUUAAAACAGAGCCCUUCAUUGUGCAAACAUGGAAAGCAACACAAGACAUAAGUGUAGAGAUGGAAGCUCCAAAAACUGUGUUUAAAUCUGGUGAAACGAUCACUGUUUCCUGCAUUGUGCUUGAAAACGAGGUGGUUGACUUACAAUGGACAUACCCCGGCCAACAGAGAGGAGCUGGAAGUGUGAAGGUUAAAGAAAACAAGGUGCCACGCUUGAGACUGGAAUACACACUGACCGUACCCAACGUUACAGUAAAGGAUUCUGGGGAAUAUGCGUGUGCGGUUCUUCACGCAACUCUGGAUACCGAAGAAGUAAAGAAUGUCAUCAUAACGGUGCAUGAAAAAGGAUUUGUCAAACUAGAUCCUAAAGUAAACUCGCUGGAAUUUGCCAAUCUUCAUGAAGUGAAAACCUUUUCUGUUGGCUUGCACGCAUACCCAGCGCCAAAAAUCUACUGGUUAAAAGACAACAUGACUCUCAGUGACAAUCUGACGGAGAUCACCACUGGCACUGUCAGAAUCCAGGAAGCCAGGUACCAAAGUAAUUUGAAACUCAUACGUGCCAAGGAGGAGGACAGCGGAAUAUAUACUCUUGUAGCCCAAAAUGAAGCUGAAACGAAACAUUUCUCUUUUGAGUUGCAAAUUAAUGUGCCGGCUUUGAUAUCACAGUUGGUUGAUGACCACAAUGGUUCUUCCGGUCAGCAAACAGUCAGCUGUCGGGCUAAAGGCAUUCCUGUUCCAGAUAUGGAAUGGUUAGUUUGCAAGGACAUAAAAAGAUGUAAUAAUGACACGUCAUGGUCCGUCCUGGCAAUCAAUGGCUCAGAGAUCACCAUGGAGACUCAUCAGAUUGAGGAGAAUUUGAUGGAAAGCAAGGUGACCUUUAAGAAAGUGGAAGAGAUACUGGCAAUCCGAUGUGUUGCAAAGAAUUACCUUAAAGUUGACACAAGAGAGCUGAAGCUGGUAGCACCCACCCUUCGAUCCGAGCUAACAGUGGCAGCUGCUGUGCUGGUUUUGCUUGUCAUCGUCAUCAUAUCCCUCAUAGUUCUUGUCAUCAUAUGGAAACAGAAACCAAGAUAUGAAAUAAGAUGGCGAGUCAUUGAGUCCAUCAGCCCCGAUGGCCACGAGUAUAUCUAUGUAGAUCCAAUGCAACUGCCUUACGAUUCCCGAUGGGAGUUUCAAAGAGAUGGACUUGUUCUUGGCCGAAUCCUCGGAUCUGGUGCCUUUGGAAAAGUAGUGGAGGGCACUGCGUAUGGAUUAAGUCGUUCCCAGCCUGUGAUGAAAGUAGCAGUAAAAAUGCUUAAACCCACCGCUAGAUCGAGUGAAAAGCAAGCACUGAUGUCAGAACUGAAGAUAAUGACCCAUCUUGGAGCUCACCUCAACAUAGUGAACUUACUGGGAGCAUGUACCAAAUCAGGACCAAUUUACAUUAUUACGGAAUAUUGCUUCUAUGGAGACCUUGUGAAUUAUCUUCAUAAGAACAGAGACAACUUUCAGACUCGGCACCCAGAGAAGCCAAAGAAGGAUCUGGAUAUCUUUGGGUUGAACCCAGCUGAUGAGAGCACAAGAAGCUAUGUCAUUUUAUCCUUUGAGAACAAUGGUGACUAUAUGGACAUGAAACAAGCUGAUAACACGCAGUACGUCCCAAUGCUUGAAAUGAAGGAGGCCUCAAAGUAUUCUGACAUCCAGAGAUCUUUGUACGAUCGCCCUGCAUCUUACAAGAAGAAGCCCAUGUCCGAAGUGAAAAACAUUUUGUCAGAUGAUGGAUUUGAAGGUCUAACGCUCCUGGAUUUGCUGAGUUUUACUUACCAGGUCUCCCGAGGAAUGGAAUUCUUAGCAAAUAAGAAUUGUGUGCACCGCGACCUGGCAGCUCGAAACGUCUUACUGGCACAUGGAAAAAUCGUGAAGAUCUGUGACUUUGGCCUGGCGAGAGACAUCAUGCAUGACUCUAAUUAUGUUUCAAAGGGCAGCACAUUCCUUCCAGUGAAGUGGAUGGCACCAGAAAGCAUCUUCGAUAAUCUCUACACAACUUUGAGUGAUGUCUGGUCAUUUGGCAUCUUGCUUUGGGAGAUAUUUUCUCUUGGAGGUACACCAUACCCAGGCAUGAUCGUGGAUUCCACCUUCUACAACAAGAUAAAAAGUGGUUACAGAAUGGCAAAGCCUGACCAUGCCACCCAUGAAGUGUAUGACAUCAUGGUAAAAUGCUGGAACAGUGAACCAGAAAAAAGACCUUCAUUUGGCCACUUGAGUGAUAUAGUGGAAAGCCUUCUUCCCGCAGAAUAUAAAAAGUGCUACGAAACGAUUCUUCACGAUUUCCUUAAAAGCGACCAUCCAGCCGUAACCCGUAUGAGAUGCGACAGUGACAAUUCCUACAUUGGGGUGACUUACAAAAACGAAAGCAAAAUGAAGGACAGGGAGAGCGGGUUUGAUGAACAGAGGCUCAGUGCUGACAGCGGCUACAUCAUUCCCCUGCCUGACAUCGACCCCGUGUCUGAAGAUGAAUCAGGGAAAAGAAACAGACACAGUUCACAAACCUCCGAUGAGAGUGCAAUUGAGACUGGUUCCAGCAGUUCCACAUUUAUUAAACGCGAGGAUGAGACCAUUGAAGACAUUGAAAUGAUGGAUGAAAUUGGGAUCGAUACAUCAGAUUUGGUGGAAGACAGUUUCCUGUGAAUUGACACAAAACAUUUUAGAGACCAAGCCACGGAUUUAAAACGGAAGACUGUGAAGUCCUGGAAUUUCUCAUUUUCAAAGUUGGAAACCACUUAUUUGAAUUGGACAGCAAGACAGUGACUUGUUUGCCUCGCCAAACCACAUGGUACUUGUAGGGACUUCGUGUGUAUCUAGAACACAUUUGUCAACUGGAACGGUUGUUAAAAGACCAACGAUUUAAGCUCCUCUUCUAAGCACAUUUUUACCGGGUGGUACAUCGUAGCAUCUCAAUAUUUGUUUUUCUUAAGUCAUGGACAAAACAGUAGCUUUAUGUUCCAAGGGCAUUCAUAACAGCGAAAAACAGAAACCAUUCCACAGUUGAAAUUCAGCAUUGUAAUUAUGUACAUAACAUGUCAUGUAAGCCUACAAUAUGGACUAAGAGAAGACACCACUCGAAAAAUCUGUGUACUUUGUACAUUAGCUGCUGUUACACAAUCGUCGAGUCCCCUUUAAACCACUCUGGAACAAUUUAAAACUGAACUAAGAGCAGAAACAUGAUUUUUCAUUGUAAAUAACAGGGGACGUACAAGAAGAUUCUGCAUAACAGAUCACCGGGGGUGGAUUCAUGUUUUACUAUGUUGAUUUUAAUGUAUGUUUUUUUGUGUACUAUACAUAUUAACAUCGAUACUAAAAUAUAUUUUUGAUAACCCAUUGUAGUUAAUUGAAAGCAGGAUUUUUUUUAACAAUCAGAAGAACUUGGAUUUUAGAAAAUAACAAGGAGCCUUGGUGUGUUUCUGUGUAACGGGCUUAUUAAUUAAUACAAAUAUGCUAAUAGUGCGUAGAGCAGAAUUUAGCUAAUAGGUACUAGAACAACUUGUUAUACUUUCAUUAAAACGAUCAGACCACUAGAGAGAUUAUAUUAGCUGUGGUUCGUUCCUGAAUGAUCAUUCCAUUAGCCAUUUUGUUUUUACAAUAAAACUGCAACUAAUAUCAGUAUUAAAUAUAUGAUAACAGGGUCACUAUCUCAGCUGAUUUCAAACAAGUCUUAGAAAAAUAUUUACAGAUUUUGUUUGAUAAGAAGCACACAUUUUAAAGUAUAAAUCCCCAAGAUCUUUCUGGAAAGUGUUUGUUUGUAGAACCUAGUUCUUGAAAAACACUUCCAUUUAGCAGAUAUGAGUUGUGAAGCAUCGUAAAGCAAUGCAACCCGCUGUGUACAACUCUGGCACUUAAUGGGGAUAUAAUAAACAUUAUCUCUUUAAAUGUACACAUUAUUGUAUAUCGAUAAUAUUAACUUUCUGGCUACAUUUUUUUGUUUGAAUUUUCCAAAUCUUUCUUGACUUUUCCCCCUUGUUUGAUACAAAACCUUACUUUCUCAUGCAUUUAGGCUCAAUUCUACAUUGUAUGAAAUAUAAACUGGAAUCAUUGGUAAUCAUAACCAAACCCAAUUUUAUGGACAGAAUAUUAUCUUGUUUCUUUUCUUCUGCAGCACAAUUUAAAUGCAGAUAUAUAUUUUUAUAAUUUUACGUGCUGACUAGCUGCCAGAUUUAAUAUGAAGUAAAUUCCAUAUCCUUUCUGCCAAGGCUAGAAUACAAUAUAAUGUUCUCCCAAGAUGACGGCCUUGUUUAUAAAUGACAUAUAUACUUUAUUAAAUAAGGUCUGUAUGAAAUAGUCCUACUACCUAAUGAAGGACGUAAGCUAUGAUGAUGUUAUACAUCAAUUUGUAUAUUUGUAUUACAAUAUAGUCCUUAAAUACUGCCAAAACAAUUAUGUUAAGCUGUAUCACUGCCUUUGUUUAUAUUUGUUUUGACUGUGAUGUACUCCACAGAUGUGUUAACUGCUGCACUUUUAAAUGUUCAAAAUUAUAUUUUAGAAUAAUAAAAACCUAUGUGUUUGUAAAAUGAAA
This is a messenger RNA of Spea bombifrons (plains spadefoot toad), 5294 nucleotides long. It is a transcript of the gene PDGFRA, whose product is annotated as platelet derived growth factor receptor alpha. The record is from RefSeq and is a predicted model, not a curated record. Gene Ontology annotation, cellular component: signaling receptor complex. NCBI's taxonomy places the organism in Eukaryota, Metazoa, Chordata, Amphibia, Anura, Pelobatidae. The transcript is spliced from 23 exons. Gene Ontology annotation, biological process: platelet-derived growth factor receptor signaling pathway; embryonic cranial skeleton morphogenesis; protein phosphorylation. Gene Ontology annotation, molecular function: platelet-derived growth factor alpha-receptor activity; platelet-derived growth factor binding; ATP binding. Bases 143 to 3412 code for a protein of 1089 amino acids.